This is a messenger RNA of Pezoporus flaviventris, 3930 nucleotides long. RefSeq names its product prosaposin. Bases 113 to 1663 code for a protein of 516 amino acids. The transcript has 14 exons. Gene Ontology annotation, cellular component: lysosome. The record is from RefSeq and is a predicted model, not a curated record. Gene Ontology annotation, biological process: sphingolipid metabolic process. Lineage: Eukaryota; Metazoa; Chordata; Aves; Psittaciformes; Psittacidae.
GCCGGGCGGAGGCCGGUGCGGCGGACGAGCAUGCGCCGUGGCGCCCGGCGCAGCCUUUAUCUCGGGCGGAGGUAGCGCUGUCGGCUCCGCAUUGCAGACGGGAGCUGGCGUGAUGGCGCGGCGGCUCGUCUGCCUCCUCGGGCUCCUGGCGGCCGCUGUGGCAAGCCCUGUUUUGUGGCAGAAGGACUGUGUGAAGGGUCCAGAGGUAUGGUGUCAGAGUGUUCGGACAGCAUCACAGUGUGGAGCGGUGAAACACUGCCAGCAGAAUGUCUGGAACAAGCCUACUGUAAACAGUAUCCCCUGUGACUUAUGUAAGGAACUUGUGACAGUAGCUGGCAAGGUUUUGAAGGAUAAUGGCACUGAGGAUGAGAUCCGCUCUUACUUGGAAAAGACAUGCGAGUUUCUUCCUGACCAAGGCCUGGUCUCUGAGUGCAAAGAAAUUGUGGAUUCAUACCUACCCGUUAUCAUGGAUAUGAUUAAAGAAGAGCUAGAUAAACCUGAAGUUGUAUGUAGUGCCCUUGCGCUGUGUCAAUCCCUUCAGAAGCACCUUGCAGCAGUGAAACUUCAGAAACAACUCCAGUCAAAUAAGAUACCAGAGCUGGAUUUCUCUGAACUGGCAUCCCCAUUCAUGGCUAAUGUGCCUCUUCUCCUUUACCCUCAGGACAAGCCCAAGCAGAAGUCAAAGGGAAGUGGGGAUGUAUGCCAAGAUUGCAUUAAGCUGGUUACUGAUGUUCAGGAAGCUGUGAGGACAAACUCAUCUUUUGUAAAGUCUUUGGUUGCUCAUGCUAAGGAGGAGUGUGACCGUUUGGGACCUGAAAUGUCUGAUAUGUGCAAGAACUAUAUCUCUGAAUAUUCUGACUUGGCUAUCCAAAUGAUGAUGCACUUGCAACCAAAGGACAUUUGUGCCAUGGUUGGGUUCUGUUCUUCUGUGAAAUCUGUUCCCCUUCGGACUCUGGUACCAGCUCAAGUGGUUCAUGAAGUAAAAAUGGAAACAGUGGAGAAAGCCUCAGUUCAAGAGAAAGCUCUUUCCUUGUGUGAGAUAUGUGAGACCAUGGUGAAAGAAGUGACUGGCCUUUUGGAGAGCAACAAGACAGAGGAGGAGAUUGUACAUGAAAUGGAAGUGGUCUGCUACCUAUUCCCAGCAAGUGUCAAGGACCAGUGUAAGGACUUCAUUGAUGUCUAUGGCCAGGCUUUGGUCGACAUGCUCUUGGAGGCAACAAAUCCUGAAGCUGUGUGUGUUAUGCUGAAAUGCUGUGCUGCCAACAAGCCUCCUCCACCACCACCAGUUGUAGUGAGACCUGCAGGUGGCUUCUGUGACAUCUGCAAGAUGGUGGUAGCUUAUGCAGACAAAGAGCUAGAGAAGAAUGCCACAACAGCUGAAAUUGAAGCUUUACUGGAAAAAGUCUGUCACUUCCUGCCAGAGUCUGUCAGUGAUCAGUGCGUUCAGUUUGUGGAUCAGUAUGAACCCAUGGUUGUGCAACUCUUGGCGGAAAUGAUGGAUCCCACUUUCGUUUGCACUAAACUUGGAGUCUGCGGAUCAGCUAAGCAGCCUCUCCUGGGGGAUGAUGCUUGUGUUUGGGGUCCAGGUUACUGGUGUAAGAACAUGGAGACUGCUGCUCAGUGCAAUGCUGUUGAUCACUGCAAACGUCAUGUGUGGAACUAGAAGAAGAAUUUCCAGUUCUGAAAGUUUGCCAUGGCUCUUAAAAAUUUGGGCCGAGGUUGGCGGAGAGCUGUAUCUCAAAUGUCCCUCCUCUCUGCCUCAUUAAUAAUUUGACCUUCAAGUUCUUUUAUUGUAACUCUUCUGUAGCAGUGCUGCUGUUGAAGGAUCAGAUCUUCAUUGUCAACUUAACAAAGAUAUUUUUGAUUGUACAGUUUAACUCAUUAUGCUCCUAAAAAAUAGUCAGUGUGUUGUAGUUUUUUAAUUGAUAGGCUGAAGUGUUUUUUAGGUGCUGGAAAGAAUGGCAGAGAAAGUGAAAUGAGACAAGGCUAUUAUCUUUUAAUUCAAAAAAAGAACAAGAUGGUGACUAAAUUUUAAUAUGUCUUUCUGUAGUCAGCAUUGGGAAGAUUACAUGCUUUGCAUUUUUAACAUCUGGGUGGAAUGGUCAUUUUUGGUGUAGCCCUAAGGAGCUCUUUAAGGGAUAAUGCUGAACCUGGGAAUCUCUUCGGCUGGAAUUUUCAAAGCUCUACAGAUGCAGAGAAGGGGCUUCUUGUGUCCAGCUAACUUUCAAAGUAACUCGUACCUAAAAAAGAUGCAUUUGCAUUUGAGUGACCAUGCUUAUAGCUUGUUGUAGUGUUACAGUUAAGGAAACCCUCCUUCAACCUUUGAUCAUGUCCUUUAUAUUUCCUUGAACUACUUGAUAUAAGCAUGGGUGUGCUACUGUCAAGCCCUGUGGGAUUUCAGUCUUCUGAAGCAUGCUGAUGUACUUAAGGAAUGGCUCCCUUUUUUCUUACCCUUGUUGCUCAAUUCUGCUUAGUCUUGCAGCUUCCUACAUGCAGCCAAAUGGGUGCCAAGGAGGUGGAGUGAGCUGGGUCGGUAGAAGAUGGGGCGAGGGGGGGGAAAGUCAGCAGGGGCUGUGCCUGUGACAAAAGCGAGUUCAGCAUAGAGGGCAGAGUGCAGAGAAAAAUGGGUUUUAUUGUAAACCGCCAGUGUGUUCCUCAGUCUGUUUUUGUUCUUGUGGCAUAUUUUGGUUAUGUAAAAUUUCAGAGGCACUGUGAGGCUCACAGGCAGUUUCCAUUGCUGUCACCCAUUCUCACUUGACAUUCACCUUUCUGAGUACCUUAAAGUAUAAAUUUUUUUCCAGAGCUUCCAUUUCUGUUGGGAAAUGUGUCUGAGUAGCAAGCAGAGAUGGCAGAGUUAAGAGCACUGUAGUAGGUAUUUGGCAGCUCUGCUGGCAUACCUGCCAACCUGCUUUUCACGCCUCUGCAGCAUCCCACUGAAAUGGUCUGAACUUCUGAACAAAAGCCUUUUGAGACAGGCUGCUACCCUGGAAACAAGUCAGGCCCUUGAGGUGUGUAGGGGCCUCGAAUGAGAAUCAUGCUUACAUUGCUUGAGAAUGGACCUUGUACUGCUUAGCAGCAUGUAGUACAUGGUUCUGGUCAAGUUAACCCCCAAAACAGAGGCACCACAAAGUAGCUCUGAGGAAGCCUUUUGGAAGGAGAAGCUUGGCAGAGGUGGAGCUUUGAAAAUUCCAGUCCUGUUCAGAAAGGAGCUGGCAACUGCUGCUGUUCCCUGUGGUGUCUUGGGUGAGGCAGGAGCUCUGGUAACUGCUUUAGAAGCAAGCAAGGUAAUUUUCAUGCUGUUUUAAUGAAAAAACACUUGACUGCAGCUUUUUUAGUUACUACAUGUACAUGCUAAAUGUCUGGGCAGUGUUGACAGAUAGCAGUACUGGUUUGUCUUUCCUGUUUGCAUUUGUACAGAACACUGAAGCACUCGUGGCUCUAAAAAGGAAAAUAAUUUCCCCUAGAAAUGUAAAAUAUCUGCAGCUUUCUGUCUUGGCAGGCUUGUGCAGUGGUUCCAGUGGUGUAUCCCAGGUGGGGUGGAUAUGCCGGAUAGGAGGAAAUGAGCUUUCUUCAGCAUUGCUGCCCUGAAGGUACAGGUUGGGUUACACUACAGCAUGUAGUAUGGUAUUUGAUCUUUUAAACUAGAUGGUGUUCUCUUAACAUGAUGGAUUGAGACUUGCUCUUCCAUGUUGGCAAGGCUUUAAUUUUCUUGGGUUUUUAGCAGUGGAGGAUUAUGCUAGCAGCCUGUUGGUAGAGCUGAAGUGGGAGAAAUCCUGUGCUACUGCUGGGAGUCUUAAGUCUCCUUUCCUGUGGCCCAUGGCACCUGACCUGCUUGAGUUACGCUAGGGGGACACGUGCUUUCUAAAGAACAUUGUCUUGAUUUUUGCACAAAAGCUUCCUUAAUGAACAAUAAAAACCUCUGUAAACUGA